This is a messenger RNA of Cricetulus griseus (Chinese hamster), 723 nucleotides long. The record is from RefSeq and is a predicted model, not a curated record. NCBI's taxonomy places the organism in Eukaryota, Metazoa, Chordata, Mammalia, Rodentia, Cricetidae.
GAGCUGGCCCAGGAAGAGUCGGGCGGACCUGUCCCCGCGUGAUCAGAACGGGCCCUUCCCGAGCAAGCGGUUGACUGUAUAUAAGGCCGGCUCGCAGCGGGGCGUUAACAUCUCCUGGCCACAGCCGUCCCAGAUUUGAAAUUCUACACUAAAGUCAUCAUGGGCAUUUUCCAGAGAUUGAUGAAAAAUAAGGAACUCAUUCCUUUGGCGUUGAUCGUAACCGUGGCUGCCACUGGAGCCUCAUCUUUUGCUUUGUAUGCUUUAAAAAAAACCGAUGUGGUUAUUGAUCACAAAAGAAACCCAGAACCUUGGGAAAUGGUGGAUCCUACUCAACCCCAAAAGCUUAUAACCAUCAACCAGCAAUGGAAGCCCGUGGAAGAGCUGCAGAAAGUCCGGAGGGCAACCAGAUGAUGGCUCUUCGUCCUUCCUUCUGAAGAAUACUCUAUGAAUCUAGUGGAAACACUUCCGCACAAACUAGAUUUUGAUACCAGUGUGCGGAAAUGCUUCUGCUACAUUUUUAGGGUUUGCCUGCAUUCUUUAGAUCCCGUAUAAGCAACUGAAGGCAGCACAUAGUCUGAAAAUAGUUUUCGGUGUUUAUUGAUGUAAAUUUCGAUUUUACAUUUGAAAUUUUAUGUUCCUGAUACUUGGGUGUAGUCCUUGAAAUGUAUAAAGGUGUAUAAAUUAGAUUACUACCUGUAAUAAAAAUACUAUUUAUGCAAGACA